Molecule: messenger RNA, 840 nt
Organism: Adineta ricciae
Lineage: Eukaryota; Metazoa; Rotifera; Eurotatoria; Adinetida; Adinetidae
Source: the annotation of a GenBank genome assembly
AUGUAUUGGUCGAAGCCUACAAAACAAGCACUUAUAUCAUCUAUUUUGACCUGUCAUAGGUUUGAUGAAGUUCUGUCAAUUCUUCAUUUCAAUAACAAUGAAGAAGAACCAACAAAAGCCGAUAAUAACUAUGAUAAACUGUUCAAAAUCCGACCACUUAUAAAUCAUUUUAAUACAAAGUUUCAGUCAGCAGCAAUACCAGAAGUAAUUUGUAGUGCCGAUGAACAAAUCGUUCCUUACAAAGGAUUUAGCAAUUUGAAAAGAUAUAAUUCGUCGAAACCUCAUAGUUGGGGUUACAAAAUAUAUGCACGUGAGGGAAAAUCAAGUUAUUUGUAUCAAUUUGAAAUCGAAGGUGACAAUCAGUUGAUAACUAUUGAUUCGAAUAUUGGAUCAGCUGGUAAUGUAGUGAUCCGGCUUACUCAAAAUUUACAUCCAAAUUCAUUUAUUGCUUACGAUAAUUAUUACGCAACAAUCAGAUUGAUCAAAUUUCUAAAUGUCAAGCAAUAUCAUGUUGUAUCUACAAUGAGAACAAAUCGUUUACAUGUGCCAUUACUAAAACCUGUCAAACUGCUGAAGCGAGAAGGCAGGGGUUCAUUUGAUUUUCUAACUACUGAUGAUGGUCAUAUAGUGGUUACUAAAUGGUUUGACACUAAAGCAGUUUACAUACUCUCAAACUGUUUUGGUCCGACACCUGCAGCUCAACAAUUGGUUAUAUCUCUUGGUGGUGCUCAAUCGGAAUCAUUUGGUAUGAAUGAUUUUUCAAGGUAUGAUCAAAUUGGACACUUUCCUGGUUGGAAAAAUUUGAAUGGUACAACAAAAAAUUUCAAAAGUAAACGAUGA